Molecule: messenger RNA, 1914 nt
Organism: Magallana angulata
Lineage: Eukaryota; Metazoa; Mollusca; Bivalvia; Ostreida; Ostreidae
Product: eukaryotic translation initiation factor 2D-like
Exons: 13
Coding region: 48-1838 (596 amino acids)
Biological process (GO): translational initiation; formation of translation preinitiation complex
Molecular function (GO): translation initiation factor activity; RNA binding
Source: RefSeq, a predicted model, not a curated record
AGUUGCACAUUACAUCCGACGUCCAGUCUGUCAAGUCAACAAGAAUCAUGUUUUUAAAACCUUUUAGAGUUAAAACUCAGACCAGCAUUAAAGGAUCGGACAGGAAAAAGGUCAGAUCUACUUUACAGCAGAGUUUUCCUUUGCUGUCACCAGAAGCUGCUUCCGAUAUUGUUCCUAACAAAGCAGAGAUGACAACAGCAAAAAUCAGCACGCACUCGGGAAUCAACAUAGUUGUGUACUGUGUUGGGAAAAAUCCGGUCCUGAUUGAUGUAGAUGGAGUUGUCUACCCUACAGUGUACACAAUGUGGAAAUACCCUGACCUUCUACCUGUGUUCAGGACACAUUCAAAUGUCUUCUCUAGAUUGGCAGGUGGUGCAGACCUAAUGUUGCCUGGGGUAGUUGUGGAAGAGGAGGUAACUCCUAAAACAUUUGCUCACAUAAACAAAGGCUCAGUGUGUUCCAUAUCACUUGUAGGAAAUCGGAGCCCCAUAGCAGUGGGUACAGCAGCUAUGUCAGGCAGUGACAUGUUUGAUUCAGCGAUGAGAGGAAAGGGAGUCCAUGUUUUACACAUACUAGGAGAUGAACUUUGGGCAUUUGGAGACAAAUCUAAACCACCAUUAUUACCAGAAAAGACUAGGGAAGCAGUUUUAGACAUGGUGGGUGAAUCUCAAGAUGGCGACAGAGCUGAGGGUGAGGAUCAAUUGGCUGAGGAACCUGACAUGUGUGAGGGGAGCCAGGAUCCAGAACGUCAACUCUCUGGGGAGGAGGGGUCCAGCGAGGGGGAGGGAGGGGAGGAUCUAGCUGCAUCAACAGACAGGAUGAGCUUGGAAGAGGAAAAAAUAGAGGAAGACAGUAGUACUGUGGAUCAGUCACCUAAAGAAUCCAUGGACGAUCUUUUCAAGCUGUGUUUCCAGUGCGCCAUGAAAAAGUCUCUGACACCUACAGACCUCCCAGUUCUCACAAGUGCUUUCUACAAACUACAUAUGGUCAAAUUCUGUCCAGCUGAUAAACACUUAGAUGUCAAAAAGACUUCAUUCAAAAAACUAUCCAAGUUUUUAAAAGAAAUGGAGAAAGCUGGAUAUAUAAAAGUAAAAGAGUUGUCCAAAGGUGUGGAAAGCAUUACAGAGAUGAAGAAAGAUCACCCAGAAUUACGGUACGUCAAACCACCAGAGGGUGCUGGAGUUAUGGAAGCAGCCCCAGCAGAGACAUCAGAUUCCCAAUACCACCCGCCCCGCAUCACGGAAAUGUUGUCUUUCAAUGCAGCUGUCCUCCCCCUUGUGAAAGAACUUGGAAUGCAAAAGGGAAGUGCAGUAACUGGAUCAGAGUUGCGGAAUAUAAUAAAUGAAUAUGUGAGGAAGAACAAUUUACAGGAUGAAAAGAACAAGAGCAAAGUUACACUGGAUCCAUUGCUUGCUUCCAUUGUGCUGAAUAAGGGAGAGAAUGACGUCACGCAACUUCGAUGGGACGAUUUAACUUCAAGAAUCGCUGGCAAGAUGCAAAAUGUGUUCAAAGUGGAGUUUCAAGGACAACCACCUAUCAUCAGGAAAGGCAAAAUGGAAGAAAUCACCCUUAAUGUGUUCCAAAGAGGUUCCAACAAAAAGGUGACGACAGUGGAUAACCUGGAUGUGUUUGGACUGGAUCUGAAGGAGUUUGCCCACGAGAUCCAGAUAGCGAUCCAGUGUAGUUGUACAGUGUCUCAAAGUAGUUCCAACAAAAUGCAAGUGGUCAUCCAGGGCAACCAGAUUGCCUUUGUUGCCGAUCUCUUGACAGGAAAAUAUAAAAUUCCAAAAAAAUACAUCAAAGGUUUAGAAAAGGCACCAAAAGGAAAAAGAAAAUAACUGUGAUAUAUUAUUGGUUAAUUAUUUAUUUUGAAAAAAAAAAAAUUGUACAAUACAUUAUUUUAUUAGUUCUGUG